CCUGUUCGCUGGGAUUGACAGGACGCUUGCAGCAGCAGCAGCAGCAGCACCCCACAAGACGACAGAAAAAAACGAAAAAGAACCAGGCGAAACUCGGAGGACAUAGAGGGCUGGGAGGGGAACGAAAGCGCUACGAAAAAUACAUAGACGUACAGAAAAAUACAAAUCUGCACCUUCAACCCUUUGGCUCGCCGUUCCACCCUCACGUGCGCGGCUGCUCCAGAUUCUGCUCGCGCCCUGUGUGCUGACCGGAGCGCGCGUUCCCCCUCUCUCUCUUUCUCUCUCUCUCUCUCACACAACCAGUGUGUUCUGCUGAGAAGCGACCGAACCCGGUGCGAACCGACAGCCUUUGACCAGAGAGGAUGGCUGAUAGGGAACAACUGAUCCAAAGAGCCCGUCUGGCGGAGCAGGCGGAGCGCUACGAUGACAUGGCCUCCGCGAUGAAGCUGGUCACAGAGCUGAAUGAGCCAUUGUCCAACGAAGACCGUAACCUCCUUUCGGUGGCCUAUAAGAACGUAGUUGGGGCCCGGCGGUCAUCUUGGCGUGUCGUAUCCAGCAUAGAGCAGAAGACGGCGGCGGAUGGCAACGAGAAGAAGCUGGAACUGGUGCGUGUCUACCGAGAGACCAUCGAGAAGGAGCUGGAGUCGGUUUGCCAAGACGUCCUCACCCUGCUGGACCAGUACCUCAUCAAGAACUGUGACGAAACCCAGGUGGAGAGCAAGGUCUUCUACCUGAAGAUGAAGGGCGACUACUACCGGUACCUGGCCGAAGUGGCCACCGGCGAAAAGAGGGCCUCUGCCGUCGAAUCGUCCGAAGGCGCCUACAAAGAAGCUUUCGAUAUUAGCAAGGGCAUGCCGGCCACCCAUCCCAUCCGCCUGGGCCUGGCGCUCAACUUUUCCGUCUUCUACUACGAGAUCCAAAACGCGCCCGAGCAGGCCUGCCAGCUUGCCAAGGAAGCCUUCGAUGACGCCAUCGGCCACCUGGACAAUCUGAACGAGGACUCCUAUAAGGACUCCACGCUCAUCAUGCAGCUCCUGCGGGACAACCUCACCCUGUGGACCAGCGACCAGCAGGACAGCGAAGGAGGAGACGCCAAUAACUGAGGGAUCGGCCACUUCUAGCUGUAGUAGCACCCGUUUGUCCCUUCUACACUGUCUUCUUUGAAGCUCUAUCUUAUUUCUCUCUGUCUGCUCCUUCAUUCUCUCUCUUUCUUCUCCAUUCCAUCUUUCCUGUCUCUUUGUGACACCUCAAUGCUCUUUUUUGGUUCCUCAGGGCAGCACUUCCCUCUCUUUAGAUCUCUCUCACCUCUUUUACCCCUUUUGCACCAACAGGAAGCCGGUACCUGGAACCGUUCCAUUGCGGAAAAGGCGGUUCUGAGAUGGCAAACCUGGAUAAUUGUCCAAGUUGUCACUUGUCCAAGUUCUCAAAACAACUGCACCCCUUUCAUUAUAAUAUAAAGCAUUCAGUUGAUGCAUAGUGUCAUUUUAUUCUUUAUGCAUCACUUGUGAUGUAUUUUGAAUGCUAAUACGAAUUGCAGUUCUUACUGCAACUGGUAAAAUUCACAAGCAAAAACAAACAGAAAUGAAAUUAUUUACAAAUAUCAUACAUGCAAAUUGAUUAUUAGCAUACAGAAAAUUUGACAGCAAAAAUAAAAUUGUUCAAAUGGCUUUUAAAAAUUCUAAAAACUAAAAGCAUUUUAAAAAAUAUUCAUAAAUUGAAUUCUGACACUAACUGAAAUUAAUUUGAAUAUUUAAAUGUAUUCUCAACAUUCACAGCAUAUUAAAUAUAAUUAUUUCUCUUGAUAGCACUGAUUCAGAUUAUUUUUAGUGCUAAUAUGUUCAAAAUUUGCAGUCAAAUAAUCAUAAACAAGUUGUUGAGUCCUCAAGCCAGUUCUGAGACCAUUUUGGUGAAAAAGGGGUAUUUAUCCACCCUCAUUUUCCCAACCUAUUCCUCUCUUCCUGUCCUUGACCUGUUUUUCUGUAUACGAUUCUCUUCUUUCUCCCCGCAACGAGUCGCUGAUAGCCUGCUGGUCUCCACGUGACAUUUAUUUAGUGUGUACUUGUAAGGACUCGAUCUUUGUAGAAACUCUGUAACACUUAUUACAGGAUGAGAUCUUGAGUACGUGGCACAGUAUAGUGCUGAUGUUACACCUUAUUACGUUGUUCUUCUUCACUUGUCUUUAAACUGUACCUCCAUCACUGCUUAGAUGUGUUUGUCUGUCGUUCCCCGAGCUCACCUUGUACACCUUGCUAGCCCUGUGAAUUGUGUAUAUCUGCUGAUCUCGCAACAGCACGUUGUUGUCCAAAAUGUGGGCGGUACUCUGUUACGAGACGCAGUGAUCAAAAGUCUUUUGAUUAGGAUUACAUAUGCAAGGUUAUGUAAGAAUGACAUUAAAGACAUUGCUUACCAUG
This is a messenger RNA of Labeo rohita (rohu), 2411 nucleotides long. RefSeq names its product tyrosine 3-monooxygenase/tryptophan 5-monooxygenase activation protein, eta polypeptide (gene ywhah). The record is from RefSeq and is a predicted model, not a curated record. The coding region runs from base 363 to 1103 and encodes 246 amino acids. Gene Ontology annotation, cellular component: cytoplasm. The transcript is spliced from 2 exons. NCBI's taxonomy places the organism in Eukaryota, Metazoa, Chordata, Actinopteri, Cypriniformes, Cyprinidae. Gene Ontology annotation, biological process: signal transduction.